Messenger RNA from Mollisia scopiformis, 720 nucleotides. RefSeq names its product syntaxin 6. Lineage: Eukaryota; Fungi; Ascomycota; Leotiomycetes; Helotiales; Mollisiaceae. Gene Ontology annotation, cellular component: membrane. The coding region runs from base 1 to 720 and encodes 239 amino acids. The transcript is spliced from 2 exons. The record is from RefSeq and is a predicted model, not a curated record. Gene Ontology annotation, biological process: Golgi vesicle transport.
AUGAUGUCCUCAACCAACGAAGAGGACCCCUUCCUCCAAGUCCAAGCCGACGUCCUCUCAGCCCUCUCUCACACCCGCCCCCUCUUCACCUCCUACCUCCGCAUUCGCAGCCUCAGCACGCACCCCCACUCCCCCGAACUCCUAUCCGCGCGCCACGAACUCGAAACCUCCCUCUCCUCGCUAGCAGAAGACCUCUCGGACCUGAUAGAGUCCGUCCAAGCCGUCCAAUCAGACCCGUACAAAUUCGGGCUCGAGAUCGAGGAAGUGGCUCGCCGGACACGGCUGGUGGACGAGGUGGGCGGCGAGGUCGAGGACAUGAGGGAGGAGUUGGAGAAGAGUAUUAUUUCCACUGCGCAGAAUGGGAAUGGGAAAGGGAUUGAGGGAGAGGGGAGAGGGGAUGAUAGGGAUUAUAAUGCGGAGUUUGAGCACCAGCAGCAGCUUACUAUGAUGGCGGACCAGGAUCGGGAUCUUGACGGCGUGUUUCGGACGGUGGGGAAUCUGCGGCAGCAGGCUGAUGAUAUGGGGAGGGAGUUGGAGGAGCAGGCGGAGAUGUUGGAGACGACUGAUAAUCUGGCGGAUCGGGUUGGAGGGCGGUUACAGACGGGGAUGAAGCGGAUGGGGGAGGUGAUUAAGAAGAAUGAGGAUGGGUUGAGUAGUUGUUGUAUUGGGGUGUUGAUAUUUGUGUUAAUUUUGUUGCUGGUAUUGGUGCUGGUAUUAUGA